GUUGCCUUAGUUUUUGCAAGAAAAAGAUUUAGCAUUAUAAACAAAUAUGAAGUUGCUUCUCAUUAUCUUUAUGUUUAAUACGUUGGUCCCCCAAAUGUUUAGCCAAGCAAAUUAUGCUAAAAUGCAAUAUGUCCUGCAGUGGAACCCCUCCUUUUGUGAGUCAACACAAUAUACAUGCAAAAGUCCUAUUCCACAAAAUUUUACAAUCCACGGCCUAUGGCCGGCGACUGCAACUGGUAGUGGUUUGUUGGUGCCACAACCACAAUAUCCCAACGACUGGCAGAUUGUCAAACAGGAUAUGGCUCUAGUGACCCAGGACCAAAACUUAGUAAACAAUCUCCGUCAUGUUUGGCCUACUGUAGUACGCUCGAAUACAGACGAGGGUUUUUGGAAAUAUGAGUGGGAAACACAUGGUUUUGGUAUGAGGACGCAGAUUGAUGUUAGAACCUACUUUGAAGCUGCAACAAGAAUACAUGCUAUCAAGAUUGCAAUUAACGGAAAGACUAAUCUGAAAGACUACUUCUCUAAUGCAGGAAUUCAGCCUGGACAAUUUGUUACACGUUCGGAUAUUGGUAAUGCUCUGGCCCCAAUAGUUAGGGGCAUCAAUAUCAAAUGUUAUGAUAAUGGAACUUAUAUUUUUGUGAAGGAAGUUAUCCUUUGCUUGGAUUCGCCACUGCAAAACUUUGUCUCAUGUGACCCAUCGAGGGUGAAUGUGGGAGGAGGGGUAAAACUACUAGGAAUCUGUAAUUAUCAGAAGUUGUUAUACUUUCCAGCUUAGUUAUAUCAUUAUAUCGAAAUUGGAAUUUCGACUAA
Messenger RNA from Lycium barbarum (goji berry), 813 nucleotides. RefSeq names its product ribonuclease S-2-like. NCBI's taxonomy places the organism in Eukaryota, Viridiplantae, Streptophyta, Magnoliopsida, Solanales, Solanaceae. The transcript is spliced from 2 exons. Gene Ontology annotation, biological process: RNA catabolic process. Gene Ontology annotation, cellular component: extracellular region. The record is from RefSeq and is a predicted model, not a curated record. The coding region runs from base 47 to 778 and encodes 243 amino acids. Gene Ontology annotation, molecular function: ribonuclease T2 activity; RNA binding.